This is a messenger RNA of Amoebophrya sp. A120, 1705 nucleotides long. The record is from the annotation of a GenBank genome assembly. NCBI's taxonomy places the organism in Eukaryota, Dinophyceae, Syndiniales, Amoebophryaceae.
UGCCGCGAUUCAGUUGCGAGUUAGCGACCUCGCCUAUGCCAAGGCAAAUCAGUUGAUCAGCGACGCUGUUCCCUUGGGCUUGCACUUCGCGUAUUUCCUGAGCCUUCCCGUCCGUAAGCGAAUUCAGUUUCUGGCCGAAAACAGCAUAUUCGUUCCCGGCGAAUUGGAGUAGUUCGAGCGCGCUACGGCUGCUCUCAAGGAAGUUUUCAGAGCAGAUCUGGCUGACUACCUCGCAGAACGGCGCCUGGCGCCAAACGAAGCGCUCUUGGAGAACGUAAUGCUGUUGGCCGUGUGUGCGCAGUUGCGCAUCCCGGUGUUCAUCGUGGGAAAGCCCGGCAGCUCGAAAUCGUUGGGCAAGGCUAUCGUGCAAGAUGUUAUGACGGGAAGCUCUUCGCCUGUCCCGCUCUUUCAGCGAGAUGAGGACUUCGGUCGGUUACGCGCGCAACAAAUGUGGCUUUGGGAUGGAUGGUGUCAAAUGAUUGAUUAUUUGAAGCACCAUAAAGAAUUACGUUUGGGCAUGAUGCGAUACUACAUAACAGAGCAUGGUGGAACUACAUUUGGCAACAUGACGAUUCUCUUCUCAAGAACGAGAAACAAAAUUAACACAAGGCUUGGAAUGAAGGUUGUGAGUUCACACGCAGUUUUUCUUUAAGGAGAACCCACAGAUUGCCCAUCCGUGCGAGGAAAGCAGUAGCAUUGUGUUGCAAGACCUCUGACUAGUGAAUGAAAAAUUUUGUAUCUCCGCUCGUGCUACUACUAGCAAUUGAAAAAAUAAAUUUGUGAGGCAGAACUGCGAUACGAGCCGCGCUGUCAAACUUGCUUCUGUCUCACUUUCCACUGUGACGCUCAAUCAUACCAAUCUCCAUGCCACGCAUUUUGCACCUCUAAUGCGAACGGCAUUUCAGACGAAUCAAUGCUCCCCGCACUCCACAGCAAAAUCAAUUCUGGACAUUUUUCAAAAGGCGAGCAUGGUGCAGCAGCAACUCGUGCAGAAAGCAGUGACCGAAGUGGCAGCGGAGGGCGCACAAGCAGAGGGUUCUCGCCAGCAAGAGCAGCCCUCAUCUGGCCUUGACGAAAAUUGCGAUGCGAGCUGCGCAGCAAGCGUGACACCAGCUUCGCAAAAAGAAGCCGGUCACGCCCUCGAGUUGGAACGCAUUACCCAGGCCGAGCUCCGUAAAGAGAUUGCCGUCGUCGUUCUGGACGAGGUCGGGCUCGCGGAAGAGAGUCAGCAUCUUCCUCUGAAAGCUCUGCAUCCGCUUCUCGAGACGGGAAUCUCUCCGGACGGCCACUUCGGCCAGAGAAUCACGGACAAGGUGGCCUUUAUGGGUCUGUCGAAUUGGAAUCUGGAUCCCGCCAAGAUGAACCGCGCGAUUCUGGUCAUGCGCGAGGAACUCAAUCGUGCGGAGAUGAUCCGCACCGCCCGCGCCAUCUUCCGACACGAAGGCAGCCUUCUUUUCGGUGCGGCGGCCCAAAGAGAUGCAGGCGAGCAGUCGCCGGGCACCUCGUCUGAGCGAGACAGACUCAUUGAGUCCAUCGUGGACGGCUACAGAGCGGUUGUCGGAGCCGUAGAUGAGGAGGAGGACAACGAAACGGAAAGCGGGAUGGAGGAGGACGGCGAAAAUGGCGCCGAAAGCGUGGAUGGCGCUGCCGGCGUCGGAGGGACACAGCGUGAGGGGCGCGACGCUGCUACGUCUUAUGGCCUGCG